This is a messenger RNA of Cuscuta epithymum, 535 nucleotides long. The record is from the annotation of a GenBank genome assembly. NCBI's taxonomy places the organism in Eukaryota, Viridiplantae, Streptophyta, Magnoliopsida, Solanales, Convolvulaceae.
GGGAAGAUGAUCCACUAUCUUAUCCGGAAGCACUUGAUGAGUUGCUGGGAAGGACUAUGGCAUUUAGAGUGAAGAUGCAACCAACAUACAGUUCUGCAUCAGUACUUAAAGUGUCUGAGGAUGCAGGGAUCAUAAAGUUCAUAACAGAGCAACUUGAUACGUGUGAGGAAAAGACCAAUGAUACUAAUGGAGGAUCUGUUCUUGACGAGCAUGUUCAAUGUGAAAGUCAAUCUGUGUCCACUACAGCGGAUCAUGAUCCCGAUGUCUUAUCACCUUCUAUUACACCUUGCAAAAGACCAAUGGAGAAACAGUUUGACGACCUCCAAACCCAAGAUGCAGCUACACAGUUUUCAGCAACAAAGAUUCGAAAGCUCAUAAAGAAAGAGUAAACAAAAAUAAGUUUGUUGGAUGAACUGAUAGACAUGAGCACAUUCCUAAUCUACCUUUUUUUUUUUCUUAAAUCAAGUCUUUUGUUUACGGUUUGAUAAUAAAUUAUGAAGUGACAUUGUUUUUAAUAUUCAUUUAUUAUACUUUU